Messenger RNA from Coniophora puteana RWD-64-598 SS2, 3527 nucleotides. RefSeq names its product acetyl-CoA synthetase-like protein. The record is from RefSeq and is a predicted model, not a curated record. Bases 24 to 3401 code for a protein of 1125 amino acids. NCBI's taxonomy places the organism in Eukaryota, Fungi, Basidiomycota, Agaricomycetes, Boletales, Coniophoraceae. The transcript is spliced from 12 exons.
CGUCCUGGUCAUCCGCAAGCAUCAUGUCGGCUCACCUCGCUACUCUUCAACCUAGCGAGCCUUUCGAAAUCAACGGCCUCUCAGUACCCGCCGUCUACAGCCAAGUCGCCCAUCUCUAUCCAGAACGCCUCUUUGCCCGCAUCCUCUUCGACGAUGGUUGUUCAGUUCCGUCAUUGCAAGAUGUUACCUGGAAGACGCUUUUAGAUGACGUUUCUCGUCUCGUCUCGGUGCUGCGAGGCCGUAUGCCAGACAGCCGAAGCGGAGUAGCGGAGACUGACUGUGCCGCUCGAACCGUGGGAGUAUUGGCAACAAGCAGCUACCCUUACUACGUCCUUCUCGUUUCACUUUGGUUCUUAGAAUGCGAGCCCAUUCUGAUUUCGACACGCAACAGCCCUGCUGCGAUCGCCCACCUUCUGAGCGAGGCUCACGCUGUUGCUCUUAUCUGCGACUCCAGUCAAAUUUCUUCCGCACACGGGGCAUGCGGUCUUUCAGAAUCCCAGGUCUCAAUUUUCAGUCUUGAAGAGCUUAUCACUCUCGCCGAUGGCGACGAGUACGUGGGAGUAGCAAGGCCACCGCCACCAGAGUUGAGUCCUGAUCGAGUGCUACAUUACAUGCACACAAGCGGAUCUUCCGGCCACCCAAAGCUUGUUUCUAGACGGCACAAAGAUUUUGUUAGUGGCGUUUCCAACCGAUCCGCCCAAGCAUUCGCGGGAUCGCCUGCAUAUGCACCUCUACCUCUCUUCCAUGGAAUGGGACUCUACGCAUCGACACGCUGGCCUCUCGGCUCCGGCGUCGCAUUUACCUUCCUUACAGGUGUCCCUCAGUCAUAUACCGCAUCCACAUCCGUCUCGCGUCUUCUCUCGCUACACACUCCUCCACCGCCUCCGAGUCCUCAGGCUCUCUUGCGUCACCUGUCUGUCCUACCCCGGGCACUCGUCUUCAUCGCACCGGUUCUUAUCGAAGGGCUGGCCCAUCUUCCAAGUAAUGAGCUGGCACCAUUGCAAAAUGUCCAGCGUGUGUUCGUCGGUGGUGCUCCUAUGAAUGACGCAAAGGCUCGGCAGCUCAUCGGGAAAGGCGUGCCCGUUGUCUCUGCAUAUGGAUCGAGCGAAACGAGUCUCAUCAGUACCCUCGAUCCACGUCCGACAGACUCGGCCGAUGAAGCCGAUGAAUGGGCGUAUAUCCGCUUCCGGGACGACAGGUUCGGAAUUCAUCUCCCGCCUAUGGAUGCCGAGGGUCGCGUGCGCGAGCUGGUAGUUUCCCCUACGGAGUACAACUCCCCGGUAGUGAUCAAUCACGAUGAUCCGGUCGGAUUUGCGACGCGGGAUCUUUGGGUUGCACAUCCACACAAGCAAGGUCUCUGGCUUCAUAUUGGGCGUAAGGACGACGUCACCGUCCUCAGCACCGGAGAGAAAACGGAUAACAAACAAAUUGAGAAGCUCCUCUUAGCUGACCCAAACAUCGCCCGCGUUCUCGUCUUUGGCGUCUCUCGCCCUUUCAAUGGUGUUCUUCUCGAGCCUUCUCCCUCUGCGCCUUCUUCGGGACCCGACUUCCUUGCACGCAUUGCGCCAACUCUGAGGACCCUAAACUCGACCGUACCUACACACUCUCGGAUAUUGGAUGGUAUGGCACUCGUCACGAGUCCCGACCGGCCGUUCGCCCUAUCUGACAAGGGAAGUAUCAAGGUCAAGGAGACGCUUGGCCAGUAUGAGGAAGAUAUAAAGGGCGCAUACGAAGCUAUCCUCCACGGAGGGCUCAAACGCGCGGACUGGAGAAAUGUUGAACUGAAGACCGAAGAAGACGUACUCUCGCUUGUCAGGCGCAUAGUGCGUGACAUCGUAAGGGUUGAGUAUGAAGACGAAGAUGACUUCUUCUUGCGCGGCAUGGACUCGCUGCACGCCGUUCAGCUGCGCGCCGCGCUCUUACAGACUGGGCGAUUCCUGCCACAGCAGACACUACCAAAUGUUGUGUACGCCUACCCUAGUAAAGCUCGCCUCUCUCGCUUCCUGUCGUCGCAGCUCUUUGAGUCUACAUCAGUCUCUAACUCGGACCGGCAGGCCGGUGGGCGGAAUAGAGAGCAAGACAUUGAAGCCCUCGUCGUUCGUUUUACUGACGGCCUGGACAAGCUUAGCCGCAAUCAUACCAGUAUUACAAGCGACGAAGCAUGUGACGAUGGCAAAGCGAUCGUGCUAAGUGGCGCUACUGGAAGCCUCGGUGCUCAUUCGUUAUACGACCUCUUAGGGAGAAAGGACGUUAGGAGGGUGUGGUGUUUACAUAGAGCCAAGGAUGGAACCGACCCGUAUGAUCAGCAAUGCCAAGCCUUCGAUGAGCGUGGGCUUCCUCUCAGGGUCUUAGAGGAGCAACGGGGGAAGCUUCGUUUCGUACGCAUCGACGUCGGGACACCACGGCUGGCGAUUGAUGGCGAGAUUAUUGGGGAGAUUUGCAGAGAAGCGACACACAUCAUCCAUGUCGCUUGGCACCUCAACUUCAAUUUACCCUUGUCCCACUUCAUACCACACGUUUCAGGCACACGUGCUCUGGUGGACCUCGCUCUUUCGUCUCGUCGGCCUAAUCCUCCUAAAUUCGUCUUUAUUUCCUCUAUCGGGGCGGUUGCGCAUUAUGUUGCUUCCCAUUCUAACUCGAUCCCCACCCACGAGCAAGUGCCCGAGCGCCCUUUUCAAGAUCCAAGUCUACCGGCACACAGCGGCUACGCGGAGUCUAAGUAUGUGGCGGAACGCAUUUUGGACGCUGUAUGCAAAUGUGCGGGUCUGAGGUGCGCGAUCUUGCGUGCUGGACAGCUCGCUGGCAGCAGUGGAAGCGGAUAUUGGAACCCGAGAGAGUACGUGCCCAUCCUGUUUGCGAGCGCCAGGAUGAUGGGUUGUGUGCCUGGGGAUUUACCGGACGCAUACUGGCUACCUGUCGAUGUCGCAGCUAAAGCAACAGUUGAUAUGUCUCUAUCGAUCACCGGCAUUAACAGGGACAGCUCACGAUCCCAUGCUGAGUACUACCACCUUAGCAAUCCCACGUUGACACCAUGGCCCGUCAUUGUCGAUCGCUUCCUCCACGCUAUGAUGUCCUCUUCACAGACGACCGGUGACCGUGUACAUUCCAUACGUAUCGUUCCGUCAACAGAAUGGCUCGCUGAACUAGAAAAUCUCGCCCACAAUUACGACUCAGAAACACAUAACAGCGUGACUACGAAGGUUCCAGCGCUCCAAUUGCUUCAGUUCUUCAACGACUUCGCGAAACGUGGGCCAGGCGCAGGAGGAGAUAUGUGGGUGAAACUGGAGACUACGCGUGCAUUGGCAAUGGCCCAUGAGAUUGACUAUGGACAGAUCUCACAGGAGUUAGUAAAGCGGUAUGUGCGUUGGAUGGAGCGGCCUAAGACUGUGAAGCUGGAGUAAUAAUCAGGUCGACUCAGUGUUAGCGUUCUUGGUAUAUUUCCACUAGCGUUCGACAAUUGCAGACUUUACCCUCGCAUUAUACCGGUUUAAAGAAUGAUACAUGGUCAUCAUGUACAACAAAUCAAU